AUGCGACUCAUUAACGUCAACACAAGAGCAUUGGAGGAGUUCCAUACGAAGCCUCCUCGAUAUGCCAUCUUGUCCCACACAUGGGCCGCAGACGGCGAAGAGCUCCUAUACGACCACAUGAUCAAGGGGCAAACAAUAAGGGACUGUAUAGGGAAGACGAAACUCGAUGGAUGCUGUAAGCAAGCGAAAGAUGAUAACCUCGAACACGUUUGGAUCGACACCUGCUGCAUCAAUCGAGCAAAUGCAACUGAAUUAGGGGAAGCCAUCAACUCCAUGUUCCGUUGGUACCAAGGAUCAACAACUUGCUACGCGUAUCUCGCCGAUGUCAACGAAGGGGAUCGCAACUUUCACGAUAGCUUCCGCGCAAGUCGCUGGUUUCAGAGAGGUUGGACUUUACAAGAGCUGUUAGCCCCAAAUAAUGUGGUCUUUUACGACAGAAGCUGGCAGCUCCUAGGAUCGAAGAACCGACUUGCAGGCAUUGUGGAGGAGGUCACAGGGAUUCCGCGUCCAUAUCUCUUGGGGUAUGUCGGGCUUCAAUCAGCCAGUGUUGCGCAACGAAUGGCUUGGGCUGCGAAGAGAACUACAACAAAGGAAGAGGACAUUGCAUAUUGUCUUUUCGGAAUAUUUAACGUUACGAUACCCAUGAUUUAUGGUGAAGGCAAUCAGGCCUUCACUCGACUCCAAGAGGAAAUCAUGAAGAGGACAUCGGACGAUUCAAUCCUGGCUUGGGGACUUGCUACUGACCUGGCUCCUGUGGAAGGGAGCAAUGGAGGUGUGAAAAGGUUUGGAAGCGUACUAGCUACCAACCCUGCAGCAUUUCUACACAGUGGGACGAUCGUUUCCCGCGGCAAUCUCGAUGUGUCCGGCAUUCGGGGUGGUUUCCUCCACGCCAAACUUGGCCUCCAUGUUGACGCGGACGGGCAGACAUUUGGCUUGCUGAACUGUCAUCCAAAAGACAGCGACCAUAAGGCUGUGGGGAUUCCGCUGUGCCGCGUCAAUCCUGGGGAAGAUUCCGACGAGUAUCUCAGACCACAAGACAGCAAAGCUUCUUUGCUGUCAACGUCAAUCACCCAGGCCUCGAGAGCAAGUCCGCGAUCUGUACGCAUUUUUGAAUCGCUUCAGUUCGCCGACGAAGCGGCCUUCGACCGAAGGCAUGGGUUUAGCAUCGAGACACCCUCCAGUGGAGAGCUUCUUUUACUCGAUGUACAUCCGCAGGAAAGGUGGGAGAAAAGAUCUUCUUUUAUUCUCGCCGGUGCGGACUUUUCCCGAAACAUGAUCCAGCAAACGUGGCUGAAGCUCCGGUAUGCGGCUUCCCCAUCGGACGACUUUCUCAUCGCGCUCGAACUUGAGAUCGAAGACUCUCAACCGACCGGCCGAUGUCAUGUCAUGACUGCGUCAAGGCAAACAAUUCUGGCCGAAGUAGCUUCAGAACCGGGCAUUACAGAACACGUUUUCGGAAAUACAAGGGCCCAUAACCAAUUCUUCAAUCUCAAGGCAAAACUCACACAAGAACAACUUGGGAGUCAACCUAUGUUUAUUGUCAGAUUGUACUCAGUUGACUCCCCUUCCGGCGUUAGUGUUGACGCCAGUCUUGAGCUCUCACUCAUCGGCCGCAGCAAACAGCUCAAAAGUCUAUUGAAAGAGGAUAGACGUAUGCGUCCCGAGCUCCUUGAGCUUCGAAAGUCUAUCCGGGAAAAGACAACUGCAGUGGACGAAACCACAGCAAAGCUGAAAGCAGUGCAAGAGGAACUGGACCGAUUGCAACAUAAGAAGGACGGACUGUCGGCCCAACUGGAAUCAGAUACUCAAGAACUAGCUUAUUUUGUUGAAGCAAACCGAACACAGGUAGAAAGGGAGACAGAAAUAUUCGAUUUUGUAUCAUCAGCUGGAACGCUGCCCCCACAUUGCGGACAGGAAAGGGCGUCGAAAUGGCUUGAAGGCAUCAUCGACCAUCUUUCAACUAGCGCACCAAGCAAAGAUGCCACAAUCAACGACAUGCCUGACAAAACCCAGCGCACAUUGAUGCAAAAUGUGGCAAAUGGAAAUUUGGCAGCACUAAGGUUUCUUGCGGAUAAUCACGUCAACAUUCGUUGUGAAACGACUACAGGGGUCGGGACCUUGUCGAUGGCGAUCCUCCGCGGGCACCUUGCUGCAGUAUGUUGGCUCCUUGACCAGGGAAUGAAUAUUGAUUCGGAAGAUGGCGAGGGAGUCACGCCGCUCUUCAGAGCAGUUUCUCAUCGAGACCAAGAAGCUGUUACAUUACUGCUGGAUCGCGGCGCAUCCAUUAACGCUAAAAGCUCCGGGAGAAACCAGCGUACACCGUUGGCUAUUGCUGCCAGGAGAAACGACGAGCAUAUUUGCCAGCUUCUCAUCGAAAGAGGGGCUGAUGUGAAUAUUGCUGACAAGUUUGGACUCACGCCGCUGGCCCUGGCAGCUCGUGCAGGUCAUUCGGUAAUUCUUCAAAUUCUGAUAAAGAGCAGAGCUGAUAUGGAGCUUCAAGACGAAAAAGGCCUGACACCGGCGUAUCUUGCAGGGCAGCAGGGUCAUUUGUCCGUACUUACAACGCUGAUUAAAAAAGGCGCCGAUAUUGACGCGAGAGACCAGAAUGGUCGAACGCUUCUGGCAUAUGCAGCAAGCGAGAACGAUGAGGAAUUGGCAAGAUUGUUGCUCGAUCAGAAGGCUCGCAUCGAUGCUUUGGACGAUGAAAACCAAACACCUUUGGCACUGGCUGAGCAACUAAGGCACAAAUCCAUGAUCAGGCUGCUCCUUAACCGCAAUGCCAAUCCCGAAUUUAGAGACAAGCUUGGACGCACGUCUCUUGGAAGAGCUGUGGAGAGAAGAAGCCUAGACACAGUGAAACUCUUGCUCGAUCUUAAGGUCAAUGUCGAGUCCAAAGAUAAAUCCGGCUACACCGCACUUGCCCUAGCCGCUGAGAGCGGUUGCCUAAAAAUAUCCAGGACUCUAAUCGAAGGAGGAGCGAACGUUAAUUCCACAGACCACGCUUCAGAUACACCCCUCAGUUUGGCGGCGAACCAAGGUCACAAAUCGGUUGUUGGGCUGUUAUUGGACCAUUCAGCCGACCUUGAGUUAGCUAACGCACUUGAUCGCUCGACUCCACUGAUGCAAGCUGUACGCAACGGCCGCAGAAAAACGGCGAAAGUGUUGCUGAAAAAGGGAGCGAAAGUCAACGCCAAGGACAAAGAUGGCCUGACUCCGCUCUUCAUCGCCAUCAAAAUGCGUCGGUCUCCUCUGGUGCGCAUCCUUUUGGAUCAUGACGCUCGCACCGACAUCAAAUCGAAAGAUGGAUUGAAUCCCCUGUAUUACGCCAUCAAGCAGAAGAACAAGGACUCUGUUCGGUUGCUUUUGGACAGAGGCGCAGAUACAUCCCAGCUGAAAAAGCUGCCACCCCCGUUGCAAUAUGCAAAAGACCUCAUCGUUGAAGAGGGCACUCGCAGCACCUCGAACGCAGAUGGAGAGGGUGGAAUUGCUGAAUUAAAAAGCAUCGUCAAGAUUCUACAAAAAUUUGAACAUCCUGAGUCUUCGUGA
Colletotrichum aenigma is the source of this 3546-nucleotide messenger RNA. It is a transcript of the gene HET-E1-9, whose product is annotated as Vegetative incompatibility protein HET-E-1. Gene Ontology annotation, molecular function: protein binding. The record is from RefSeq and is a predicted model, not a curated record. Lineage: Eukaryota; Fungi; Ascomycota; Sordariomycetes; Glomerellales; Glomerellaceae. The transcript has a single exon. Bases 1 to 3546 code for a protein of 1181 amino acids.